This is a messenger RNA of Emiliania huxleyi CCMP1516, 621 nucleotides long. RefSeq lists its product as hypothetical. Lineage: Eukaryota; Haptophyta; Isochrysidales; Noelaerhabdaceae. The record is from RefSeq and is a predicted model, not a curated record. The coding region runs from base 1 to 621 and encodes 206 amino acids. The transcript is spliced from 2 exons.
AUGGAGGCGCUGGUCAACACUGUGCUGCUGGCUGCACACCCGAGCCUUCGCGAGCGCUGCAACGCCGCAAAGGUCGUGUCGGUCCUCGAGGAGCUCGGGGCGUACGACUCGUCCGCACUGCGGUCACUCCUCUCGUCGUUCACCGACACCGUCGCACACAAGCUGAAGGAGGAGGAAGCAGCACCGCCAGCUCUGGUCGCCGCGCUGGCGACGCAUGUCGACUCGGGCAGCCUAUCAGAGCCUCAGAACAUCGGCGGCGCGAUGGACGCGACAGCUGCAACCUCCUCCUCGAGCAGCGCCGCCGCUGCUGUCACCCCGAGGACGGUGAAGGCGAAGGCCGGCGGCGGCAAGCAUAGCACGCUGCAGCAGAAGUCGAUCGGCGCGUUCUUUGCUGGUGGCACCAGGACUACGUACGCGACGCUGCCGGGCAUAGGCCGUCAGAUCAGAUCCGUUACCUCGCUCACGCCCGAGCAGCUGCAGGCUGUGGGCAAGGCGCCCGAGAAGUUCACGUCGUGCGCCAAGGGCUGUGGGCAGACAUUCUUGCACGGGCCUGCGCGCGUUGCGCACGAAAAGUUCUGCAGCGGGCGAGAAGAAGGGCAUGAAACACUCGCUCUACUUUAA